ACAUUGGAGAAGGGGGAGGGGGAAGGGGAGGUGCAAAUCUACACACACACACAGAUACACAUCGUUUCUCGGGCCAUCCAUUCACGAAUAUCAAGGAAUUUCUGCUUUUCUUCCUUUUCCAUUUUUAGUUCCUAUUUUUCGUUUUUUUACAAUUCAACCCCUUAACUUCCUAUUAACUAUCAUUUCUCUCGCCUUCCCCCCUUUGUUUUUUAAUCGUCAGUCCUCUUUUUUGCUCCCUUUCUAGAGAGAGAGAGAGAGAGAGACAAACCCCUCCAUCUCUCUGCUUCGAGUUCGACACGAUCUCAUAUAACUGAAUCACACCCAUGUCAUGUUUUUUAUUGGAGAAGAAUAAGCACAUUGCCUAGGGCUUAAAAAGUUGGUUUCUUGCGGGGAGGUUUGUGUUCUCUCAUGGCUUGACACAAGGAAUCAUGGAUAACUUCAGCAUCGGCGACGAGGAAUCUCGAUUUAUUGAUGUCCCCGAGCACAUUGCGCCAGACCCUGAUCUUGUUUCUGCUACAAAUUGGGAUUAUGAUGUGUGGAUUAGCACACCUCAGAGUGUUAGAGAGCGCAGAAGGAAAUUCAUUAGAUGGAUGGGACUGAGCCCAGAUAGGUUAGAAGGAGAAAAUUCUGUAUAUCCAUGCGAUAAUGUUGAAGAUGGUAUUUUCAUAGGAGAUAUUGAUAGAAUUAUGGAGAAUAACGGGGCUGUUUUAAGCACCUCAAGUAUUGAAGAUGAUUUUUCUCGUAGCAGCUCGUCUGUGUCAAGUUGGAAUAUUGAUGAUCUGGAUUUCUCCAGGGGAGUCGCUUUAAGUGAAUGCAGAAAUGUCAAUGGGAAUUAUAAUUGUCAAACUGGAUUCGGGAUGGUGGAAAAUAAUAGUCUUGAAAAAAUUCGAGUAAUGGGGUUGGACCAGUUGUUUUCAUCUGGGAAAUUUGAGAAUGCUUCUCAAUUCUCUCCCUCUGUUCAUCGAUAUGCACAGGCGGAAAUUGAGGGUAAUGGCUAUACACCCAGAACAUUGGACAGACUGAAGAAUAGGUGGUUGAGUAAAUGGCGCUCAAUGAGUUGUAUUAUUAGUAGGAGUGUCAGAGAUAAUAAUGUGGAAUUAGAUAGUUUCAGCCGAGCUGAGGGAACGAGGAUAUGCAGAGUCAAGGUUCGCCAUAGUCGGAGAAAGUUGAAGGAACUUUCAGCCCUCUUCACGCGACAAGAUAUCAAAGCCCAUGAGGGGUCUAUAUUGACAAUGAAAUUUAGUCUUGACGGACAGUACCUGGCUAGUGCUGGUGAAGAUAAGAUAGUCAGAGUCUGGAAAGUGGUGGAAGAUGAGAGAUCAGAUACAACUGACAUUCCAGAAGCAGAUCCUUCGUGUGUAUACUUCUCAAUGAAUCAUCUUUCCGAAUUGGGACCUCUCAUGCUGGAGAAAGAUAAAGUGAAUAAAUCUAAGAGUCUAAGGAAAACACCAGACUCAGCCUGUAUUAUCUUCCCUCCAAAGGUUUUCCGAAUUUUAGAGCAGCCAUUGCACAUUUUCCAAGGACACAGUGGGGAGAUCUUGGAUCUUUCAUGGUCAAAGAGUAAUCGUCUUCUUUCAUCAUCGGUUGAUAAAACAGUACGUUUGUGGAGGGUCGGAGUUGAUCAGUGCCUUAAGGUGUUCUUGCAUACUGAUUAUGUGACCUGCAUUCAGUUUAACCCUGUGAAUGAUGAUUACUUCAUCAGUGGUUCAAUAGAUGGGAAAGUUCGAAUUUGGACAAUAAAUGGCUGUCAAGUUGUUGACUGGACCGAAACAAGGGAGAUAAUUACUGCUGUUGCUUAUCGCCCUGAUGGCCGGGGCGGGAUUAUUGGCUCUAUUACAGCUACCUGUCGGUUUUUUAACAUAUCAGAUAAUCACUUCCAGUUGGAAAAUGAGGUGUGCUUAACCAGUAAGAAGAAAUCACCAUGCAAAAGGAUAAUUGGCUUUCAGUUUUUACCACAAGACCCAAGCAAAGUUUUGGUCACUUGUGCUGAUUCACAAGUCAGAAUUAUAGAUGGGCUCAAUGUGAUUGGAAAGUACAAAGGCCUUCGAAAUACAGGAAACCAGAUUUCCGCUACAUUUACUUCAGAUGGGAAGCACAUCAUUUCUGCAUCUGAGGAUUCAAAUAUUUAUAUUUGGAACUACACUGAUGUGGGAAAUUCAUCUUUUCCACAGCCGAAAGUCAAUAAGUCGUUCGAGUUUUUCUCAGCUGAUGCUUCUGUUGCCAUUCCGUGGUCUGGCUUGAAAUCUGGCACCAUCAGCAAGAGUUCCAUAAAUCCAUUGUCGUUCUCAUCAUCCACUUGUUUCUCAUUUAGCCAAGAGUUUCUCUUAGACUCCACCUCCAAAGGAUCAGCUACUUGGCCAGAGGAAAAGCUUCCCGUGUCAAGUCCGCCAGCUGGGACAUCUCCAUUGGGCAAAUCUCAGUACAAACUUUUCAAGACUUCUUGUCAGAGUUCAUCUGAUACUCAUGCCUGGGGCUUAGUUAUUGUAACCGCCGGCUGGGAUGGGCGAAUUAGAUCAUUCCACAAUUACGGGUUACCAGUACCACUUUAAGACAAGUCGACAGAAAUAUUAGAAACCGGAUAUGAUCUCUAUUCAAUGGCAACUUUUGCAAGUCAUCCACACUUGCAAAUUCAUUGCAUGAUAGGCUGGCACAUAAAGCUAGUUUCGUCUGUAUUAAAGGUUGCCGGCCGGACCCCAAUCCAUUAAAUUGCAAUAGAUGCAUUUGGGGUACAUGAGGUAGCAAUCCAUUGGGUCCCUUCAAAUGCUGCAUAUUAAUUCAAGUUUUGGAUGGGGGCUUAUGAAGACAGCUAGCUGGAGUCGAGUGCGCAAGUUGUGAGGCAGUACACAUGAUCAAGAAUUAGCUGAGGUUUGCCUUACACAAGGAACUCUGGUUACUCAGCUUAAUUAUACAAUGAUUCUUUCAUUUGUUUGCUCUUGAAGUUCUUUUAGCUGCUGGGCCAGAAAAGCAGAUGGGGCUUUUGUUUAGAAGAGGUCUCUGCUAGAGACUGGUGUGCAUGAUGGAGGUGCUUGUGGGACCUAAUGUGACCUCUUUCGUUUAUUCAUCGAGGUGGGACUUGGUAGAGCCGGGCUGGUGGUCGGAAUUUGUUUUGGGGAAAAGUAGUGGGGAACGUCUUCUUUAUGGUCUGUUUGGCUGGUCUGAAUGAUUGAGUUAUUUGUCUGCCAUUUUGAUCUUGAUUGAACCAUGAAGAGGGUGGGACGGGGCAGUCGUCUCUUUGCUAAAUUAGUUUCUUUAAGAAAAGAAAGAAAUUGUAAACUAACUGCAUUUUGCCUAUUCUUGAUUUCUUUUUACAAAGUAAAAAGUAGAAAAGGGACAACCACCACUGUAACAAUCCUCCUUAGGUAAGACUGUUGUCUUUUUUCAUGGUUAAAGUAAUCUCUUGGCCGGCCCUUGAAUUGAAGAUGUAGUUGGAGGGGAAUGGCUGGCUGUCCGUGUCUUGAGGAGGGCCAUUGUCGGCGUUUAUUUUGGCUCCCAGCACGAAUGAGGUGCUGCAGAUAGAGACGAUGGUACGGUAAUUCUGUAAAUGAAUAGAGUUGAUACUAAUUGUAUUUGUUUUGGGGACAUAUAUGCAUGUAAAUAGAUGUUAGUUGUGUACAGAAUUGACUAGGUUUUCAGCCUAUACUUGUUGCUCCUUUUGAUAUAAGUAGUACUUUUCACUACUUACAGGAACCCUACUCAAUACUAAUCUGGCAUACAUGGUAUUUCCCUA
Sesamum indicum (sesame) is the source of this 3727-nucleotide messenger RNA. RefSeq names its product Transducin/WD40 repeat-like superfamily protein. The record is from RefSeq and is a predicted model, not a curated record. NCBI's taxonomy places the organism in Eukaryota, Viridiplantae, Streptophyta, Magnoliopsida, Lamiales, Pedaliaceae. Gene Ontology annotation, molecular function: protein binding.